Emiliania huxleyi CCMP1516 is the source of this 905-nucleotide messenger RNA. RefSeq lists its product as hypothetical. NCBI's taxonomy places the organism in Eukaryota, Haptophyta, Isochrysidales, Noelaerhabdaceae. The record is from RefSeq and is a predicted model, not a curated record. Bases 1 to 633 code for a protein of 210 amino acids. The transcript is spliced from 3 exons.
AUGUCACGGCCGGUCGGCUGCUGCUCUCGCCUCGCCGGCGGCGCGGUCUGGUGCCGCGGCGCCCAGCUCUCCUGUGGGCUCGCGGCGGCUCGCCGCCGCGGUGCCGAACAAUGUGAUCAGUCCGGAUUCGUCCCGGCGUGCCGCCGGUGCUGCUUCCUCGCCGAUUUUUGGCUCGACCAGUUUGUCGACAAACCUGUGCCAGAGCUCCUGCUGCCUUCUGCCCUCGAGCGGGCGCGCGUCCUCUGCUCGUGGGGCGAGUCGGAUCCGACCGUUGCGGCAGUCGGUUCCACAGUCGAGAUCCACUCUCUCGUCUCGCGGCCUUCGAUGAACGGCAAGGUCGGCGUCGUCGUCUCCGCAAAACGCUUCGACGGCCCGCUUCGGCGUGCGCCGGCCAACCUGCAGCCAGCGGCCGAGGCGGUGGACGUGGGCAGGCUGAUCCUCAAGGCGGCGGAGUGGUCGCCGCAGUCGCACGAGCUCUUCCCGGAGGCGGCUCGCAAGCGGGCGGUCGAGGUGAUGCGGCUGGGCUACCUGAUCGCCUGGGACGAGGAGCGCUUCGACAGCCGCGAGGGAGCGGCUCCAGAGCUGGCGGACAUCUGGCGCGGCUUUGUGCUGCCAAGGGUGGUGGUGCGAUGACUCACUCGAUCCGCACGGGGUUUUCAGUGAGAGGGCCAAACCUCCAGCAGGGGGUCUUGCCGUUGCCCGGAUGCAGCUCCGCGUUGCCUGAGCGCCGCCGCGGAGUGCUGAGUGAGGCGGGGAGAACCAACUCUCGCGGCAAUAUUAGGAGUAGCAAGUACAGUUGCAUUCUGGAUCCUUUUGAAGAGUAGAUACGUCGUGUCCUGUCUGCGUUUUCUUUAUUCGGGCUGUUGGGUUGGCUGCAUACAGCCAUAGCUCUGACGUCUGAGCUG